AUGGCAGAAGCCCCUCCCCCGUCCCCGUCUCCGUCCCGUACUCACCCCGCCCGGGGGGCCGCGCCGGGGCCCGGCGGCCUCUUAGGGCCGCGUCCUCCGGCGGCGGCGGCGGCGGCGGCUGCUCCGGAGCCCCAUGUCCGUCGGUCCGUCCUCGCCUCUCCCCGGGGCCCAGGGCCCGGGGCCGGGGGGUCGGGCCGCCCCCCCGCCUCGCCGCCUCACCGGGCGGCCAUGGCCCCUUCCCCUCCCUUCUCGUCCCGUCGCCGCCUCCUCCUCCUCCUCACCUUACCCCGCCCGCGCGCAGUCCGCGCGCCGUCCGCGCGCCCCUCCCCCCGCCCCCCACUCCAGCCCGCCUCUCCCGGGCGGGGGGUGCGGCGCGAGCCCGGAGCGCGCGCGCGUGCCGCGACCGGAGGAUGGAUGGAUGGAGCGAGCGAGAACGCGAACGUGCGCGCGCGCGCCCCUCUCCCCCUCCCUCCGCGCGGGCGCGAGGCCAAGCGCGAACGCGCUCCAACCUCCUCCUCUUCCUCCUCCCGCCCCUCCUCAACACCCCGCCCUCGCCCUCCCUUCCUCUUCCUUCUUUCGCUUUCGCACGCCCAGCGACUGCUGGCGCCUACUAGAAGGGCCCGAGCGCGUGCAUCUGCCCCGCGGCCGCAGCUCGGCAGCAUUUGCUCCAGGGGGCGGGGACCGGGAGGGGCGGAGGGGCGCCACGCCGCCGUCCAAAGUACCGGCGGACGGGGACGGGGGCGGAGAAAUGGGCGUGGCUUUCAGGAGCCACCCCAGCCAAUCGCCGUGUCGUCUCGGCCUGGGAGGCCCAAUAAGAUGAAAGUGGGUGGAGCGGCGUUCAAGGUGUGCAGCCUCUUCGGUGAAGAGGCCAGACUUGAAGUGGGGCGCAGAUAGGACUUCAGGCCGAAAAACCCAUGGAGCCGAAGGGCUCGUCCGCGCCUCCGUUCUCUUGGUUUCUGGGCGGGUGUCAGCCCACUCCAGGCCUGUGAACCAACAAACGUCCGAGUUGAGGGUCCACUGCUGAAGGCGGAGGCCCGGCUGUGCCUUUCUGAGCGAGCACCCUCCCCGCCCUCAUCCUAAUUUAGAUAUCACACCUGCUCCCUUUCCUGCUUCCGGAACCCACGCUGGACCCCCCUACCUCUCCACAGCCUGUUUGGCGCUGGGCAGACCCCCCGAGUCAAUGCUGCUCCCCUGAGUGUACCCGUAUCUGCACGCUCUCGGUCGGGGUUUUAUCUUCUGGAGGAAAAAGCUUUUCCCCAGCCAUAGCAGAUACCUAGCCUGGCGCUUCCAUCUCGGUUACUCACUGUGCCUGGUGUCCUGGAACGGUAGUGUGGCAGCCUUCUCUCAGGAGAUAAGAUUGAAGGAGGAUAGUCUGAAAUCACAUACUUUUGGACCGUCAUUGGCUCUUUAGUUUUCAGUAAUUUACUUAUUUAUUUAUGUUUAUUUUCACUGGUUUCUCCUGAGAAAUUUAUUGAACCAAUUUCUUAAAGUGAUUGAGACCAGGAAUCAGGUCUGUAUUUAAAUCGGUGCACUUGGCAAAUGAAGUCCCUGUGCCUCGGUUUCUUCCGUUGUCAGUGGGUGUAAAGAUAGUACCAAUCUCAUUAGGUUGUGAUGAUAAACAAGUCAGUGCAUGUGAAACUCUUAGCUAUGUGUAAGUGCUUGUAAAUUUUAGCUAUUAUUAUUACAGUGCUCCAGGUGCUGGCAUAUAAAGAUGAAAUAAAACUCUUCAAGAAGUUCACAGUCUUGUGAGGUAGACAGACCUAUAGGAUAAUAAUUGGAAGUGUGAUAAAAACAGAGAUGCAGAGUGAAGAGGUGGUCAGGAGGAGACUUUGAAUGAUACAAGAGAAUUGGUCAGGAAAGGCUUAUUGUAGGGGGAGAUGAACCAGGUCAGGGUAGGCCGAGAUAUCCUGGAAAGUGAGCUUCAGAAGGGUAGAUGAGGCUGAAACAGAGGAAUGGGUGAUGGAGCACCAGGAGGUGAGUAGGCCAGAUCAUACAGGUACUGAGAACUUGUGGGCUUUAACCCUACAGGCAAUGAGGAGUCAGUCCUCAAGGAGAAUCUCUGACCAGGCUUGCAGUUUUAGACCACUCCAAGUGUGGAGUAUGAAGAAUACUUCAGAAGCAGUAGGUUUCUGUUAUUGAUUGUAAUGUACAGAGUAAAGUAGUGAGAGGCCCUGAGAACACGUCUAACCAGAAUGGAGAACUUCCAGGACAUGGGAAGAUA
This is a messenger RNA of Nycticebus coucang (slow loris), 2221 nucleotides long. RefSeq names its product translation initiation factor IF-2-like. Bases 1 to 894 code for a protein of 297 amino acids. The record is from RefSeq and is a predicted model, not a curated record. The transcript is spliced from 3 exons. Lineage: Eukaryota; Metazoa; Chordata; Mammalia; Primates; Lorisidae.